This is a messenger RNA of Nymphaea colorata (pocket water lily), 3863 nucleotides long. RefSeq lists its product as uncharacterized. The transcript is spliced from 9 exons. The record is from RefSeq and is a predicted model, not a curated record. The coding region runs from base 708 to 3119 and encodes 803 amino acids. NCBI's taxonomy places the organism in Eukaryota, Viridiplantae, Streptophyta, Magnoliopsida, Nymphaeales, Nymphaeaceae. Gene Ontology annotation, molecular function: RNA binding; metal ion binding. Gene Ontology annotation, cellular component: nucleus. Gene Ontology annotation, biological process: negative regulation of DNA-templated transcription.
UGACUUUCGCCGCCUUUUCUCCGCCACACCUCUUCCUCGCACCCCUCUUCUUCAGCGUGUCUGUGUGAGUGAAAUUGAGCCGACGACCGGCGACCGGCAACCGUCAACCACCGACUCUCUCAUUUGCAGGUGGGACUCGUUCAGCGCACCCCCCCUCUCUCUCUCUUCGUUUUCUCUAAAACCCUCUGCCUCUCUCUGAAACCGUUACAAGUUGAAACCCUUUGCCUCGAAGCGGAGGUUGAAAUCACGGCUUCAACAAGCCUGCCCUGCUGCACCAUGUCCGAAGCCACGGCACGGUGCCAAGGACCAGAUGGGAUGACUGGACGGUCGAGGUGUGCGGCCGGCGAUGCUCACCAGGAAGUAGCUGGUGGAGGAGUUACCCGCUGGGGAGCCCGUCAUGCUCGUCCGCAGCGUCUCCACUAGCGUCUGGUACGGCCCCAGGCUCUGCGGCGUCCUCAGGCUGUGCGGCAUCCUCAGCAGCCGUAUGGGCGUGCUCAAUGUCCGCUUCGAGGGGUGCGAAGGACUGUCUCCAUGUAGGUCGGUUUGUUCUGGCUGCAAAGGUGGGAUCUCUCCCUUGUGCGCUUAAAAGAUCACCAUCAUUUUGGAGCUCUCCAUUUCUUUCUCUCUUCAUCUUGACGAUGCCCAUCUUCUUCUGAUUCUGAUACAACAUACAAGAGGAGCUCUCUUGCAGUACUGCUUCAUUUAUCAUGAUGGAUUUUCAUGAGGAGCCAUCGUUGGUAACGGGCCCGAUGGUUAACAACCUUAAAGAGCCAUCGCCUGCUACAGGAUUCUGUUUGAGAGGCCCCUUCUUCAAUUCCCUCAUUCGCAUCCUCUCGCUGAGUGAAGACGAUAGUGGUAGUGGUUUUAACUCCAGGAGCUCUCCCACCUGCGGCUUCAAUUCAACAUGGACUCCCAUCAAUUUUGAGACAUCAUCAGUUAGGUGUCCAAGAGCCUUGAAUCUUCUAAAGGGCCGGUUCUUCUCGGCUAUCAGUGGCUCAUCUUUGGACCCUCCUCUUUGUCCUGUCGAUACCCCUGGAUGCAUUUGCAGAAAAGGUGCUGCCUCUUCUUCUGAUUCAGGUUUUUCACGGAGCUCUACAACCCCCUACCUGGAAGUUGGUAUCCUUUUACCUCCUUCACCAAAGCUUGGAAUGCAGGAUAGAGCUAUAGAAACUGCAUUUCAUUCAGGUUCAGUGGAUGGUGAGGUUGGUGUUGAAUGCUCAGAUUUUCAGGGAAGGUCCUUGAAGCUACUCCCAGUUGCUUCUGUGGACAAAGAUGUUACCACUGAAAUGGAAAAUUCGCAUACUGAAGAGGCUGAUAGGAAUCAAUUAGCACAUAUUGAAGGAUUUGAAGAUGUUGCCGAUGCGGUUCGUGAUGAAGACUUGGGGCUUCCCUUUGACGGCGGUCAAAGAAAGCAAGAAGAGCGGGAGGAUGGCAGACUUGUUUCUUUGGAUGCAAAUCCAUCUUCUUCCAUGACGGAGGAGUUUGACAGAGUGGUUGUUAACGAGCUACCCACAGAUUCUACUAUUCCGAUGCUAAUAACAGAGCUCGAAGAAGGAGAAAUUUCAGAUAAUGAGAUGCAGAUUCCAAUGAAUGAUAGUUUAGAUUUACUACCAAAAGAAAUUUGCGUCCUUUCAGAGACAAACUUUUGCAAUAACACCAGAUACCAUCAGGGCCCUAUUAAUGUUCCGGUUCCUAAGGAUCUUAUCUAUUCUAACAUUUGUCUAGAGGUCCCCGAGAAUCUAGCAUCAACAGAUUGCCCUGUUCGUGCCAGUUUCAGGGAUAAUAAUUCUGACGUUCCUAAAGGAAAUGCAGGUGGAUGGGAUUCUCUCAAAAUAAAGGCUAAUCUGCCAACCGACAAGGCAGGAGUCAUUGGUGAGCUAGAAAGUCAAAAGGGAAAAGAACAUGGUGGUGGAGCUGAAAAACCUGACUCGAAUGUCUUGGUACCAGAAGAAAACAUUUUAGCUGGAGAUUUAGCUCAAGAUUAUAAAACAGUAUCAGACAGGAAGGAUGUUGAGCUCCACAAAGGCAAGAAAAAGAGGGGCCCUAUAACUGAUAAAGCCAAAGCGCGGAGACAGGAGAGGAAAAAGCAGAAAAGAGCUGAGAUGAAUAAAAAACUUGGCGUGAAGAAGCUGAAACUUCCAAUUUCAGUUCCAAAACCAAAACCGGUGUCUCUCUGUAGGUUUUACAUGCAUGGACAGUGUCGACAGGGUAAAGAGUGCAAGUUUUCACAUGAUGCCGUUCCCCUGACAAAGUCCCAGCCAUGUGUAUAUUUUGCGAGUCGAUCUCAACCAUGCUUGAAAGGAGAUGCAUGCCCUUUUGAUCACGAUCUCUCCAAAUAUCCUUGUCAUAAGUUCGUCCAAACUGGUUUCUGUAUCAGAGGAGAUAACUGUCUUUUCUCGCAUAAGCUGCCACCUAAUGGAGAUGCUUCUGUCAACACAAAAGAGACCUGCAUAGAACAUGAGAAGCGUGCUGAAAAAUCAAUUAUGAAAAAGUCCACGAACGUCAUCAGCAACAAGAGGAUGGCUCCUCAAGUUCUGAUGGUGCAGCAGCAGUCGGAAAAGCCUUGGAUGCUUCCUUCUAGAGUACCUGAAGGCAUAAGCUUUUUGUCAUUUGAGAAGCCGUCUGUAGGUGAUGGCAACAAGCUCCAAGUUCACAAUGUGCCUCCCCCGAAUGCGGAAGACAAGACUCCAGUGGGAAAGCAGAAUCAGAACACAGAGCAGAGCUCAGUGGAGACACCAUCCGUGUCCCAGGGGUCUGCUUGUCCUUCACUGCCUUAUAUCAAAUCUACAGAGCAAAGCUCAGUGGAGACACCAUCCGUGUCCCAGGGGUCUGCUUGUCCUUCACUGCCUUAUAUCAAAUCUACAGAGCAAGAGUACAAGAAUGCACCAUCCUCCACUCGCAGGGCGAUCUCUAAUGCACUUGCCUUUGCUUCCAAAUAUCAAUCAGAACUUAGGAGAACUUCAAUUGCAACAUCUGCUUCAUGCCUGCAGACCAGCACUCCGAAGAAUGACUCACAUAUUGGUCCCAGUUUAGCAAUUAGUGGUAGUGGGUCAAGUGAUAGACCUAAGACUGCAACUAUGAUACUGGAAGAAUUCUUGUUUGGUGGUGCUAAGACCUGAGGUUUGCUUUUGUUAUACACACAAGGAAGCAGAUUCAUCUCGCGAGCCUGGAAGCCAGCGUUUUGAAAGCAUUGCCCCGGCUGCAAGCAAGGGAAUUGUUGUGGUGGUUGGUGCAUCAGAUUGUCAUAUUAUGCAUUCCGGUUUCCCAGCUAUUGAGAAAAGAUAAAAAGGGUUCAACAUUGGUUUCAAGAUGGUGGUGUGGAAACAACUGGAUGAUGCAACCUGACGUCUACUUUAACGUAUAAGGGUUUACGAAUUGCUGCAUUUUGGAUAGUCGAGGCUGAUUAUCCGCCAAAUCCAUUUGAAGUGGCGAGCCUCACCAAGAAUACAUUAUAUCAAUGCUUGUGCAUCCUCAAUAGAUGGGCAAUAAAGAUCGUAGAUCCCUUUGGAAUGUGAUUUAGUAAAUAUGUACCUGUGAUUUUUUUGACAAUAGUGUGAGGGCCUAAGCCAGUUGGUUUUGAGUGGGAAUCAUAUAAACUGCUCCAGUAAUUGCCAACCACGAUCACACCAGGAACGCCUUUGGUCAAGUUGAUAAAGUCUAAUGAAGGCGAAUAACCUUGCUGGGGUCCGAGGAAAUACGAUCAACACAGCCUUCUGCUAUUAUCGAGACCUGCAAAGCUUGCCAACCUCAGGGGAGACAUUUUCUAGUUUACCAGCAUAAAUGGUAUGGUAACUUUUGAGUUCUUAGCACUGAAGAUCAGACCUGAUGCAUUUAAUGCUUCAAAAGGAAUUUAUUUCACUGUA